UUUAAAAAAAAAAAAAUUGGCGACAGUGAUAUUCUUUUUAUCCCGUUGCUUUGUUGUGCGUACAUACGUACAAAUUAAUGUAUGUAUGUACAUAUAUUGCAUCAGCUAACUUAGAAAAAUUUUACUUGGCGACAGUGAUUUUCUUUUUAUCCCGUUGCUUUUUUGUGAAGUUGUGAAGUGUCACAUUUCAGUUGCUCUUGUGUUGUAUUGCGUGCUAGUUGUGUUAUUAUAUUAGUUGUAUUAUUAUAUUAUAUUCAAAAUGUGCGAUAUAUAUGGUGAACCAAGCCAAGGAAACGAUGAAUUCUUGGAAUUAUUAAAAUCUUGGGGCCUGCUAAAUGAAAUAAUUGAUACCCUGAUUGAACGGGGGGUUAAUUCCUUUCUCAUUCUUGAGAAAAUGCAAAUUGACGACGUUGACGCUUUUUUCAAUAGAUGUGACGCAAAAUAUUUCGGAGAACGCAUAAAAUUUAAAGCCGGUUUAAAGGAGUGGCGAACAAAAAAGGUAAGAUGAUUCCUUUAUUUUUAAAUUAUCAAUUCUGUUUAUAGAGCUAUGCACAACACAAGUAAUCGCCCAAGAAAAAACUUUAAUUUUGCUCUAAAAGCCAAAUUUUAAGUAAUUUUAAUUUGAAAGUUAGUGUGUGGAUUCUGUUUUUAAGGGUAUUCCAUUUAUUUGUGACCAAGAGACACAAACUGCAAACACCGAAGUCUUAGAUUGGCUGAAAAAAAUAUCCAGUGAUUUGUCUUCCGUCAAAUCGGGAGAAUGUAGUAUGCUACCUUGUUCGCCUCAAACGAAGAAUUUCAAUCUACGCGAGCUUUUAAAAACAUCAGUAAAGGGACAACUUGCUUUAAGUUAUCAAGAAAAACAUGGCUACUUGGACAGUAGAAACCAAAAAAAUUUAACACAUUGCAUCGUUGACAACUAUAUUGGUUUAGGACGCAAAAUGCAAUACUCAGAUAUGAGGGAAUGGGCGAAUGAAAUUGUUGCGGUAUUUCCUAAAGAAAAGAAGGAAUUUUACUUUUUGGAAAGAAAAAUGGGAAAAAAGAAUCCGAGUGGUAAAUUGUUCUCGCGUUGGGCUAAUGCCAUAAAGUUGGAAAACAAAGCCAAUCCUGUUACCCAGGAAGCUUAUGAAGAUGUUUUUGACGAUAACGUUUUGGAAAAAAAGUGUUGGUUGGCACAUAACUGCACACCUUGGGAAAAAAUUCUAAAUAUUGCAUUGUGUUGUUACUGCUCCAUGCGGUUCUUCAACCACAGCGUCGGAGUAAAACCCACAAACCAACGAUUGGUGACGCUCAAUCAGAGUUUAUAA
Molecule: messenger RNA, 1304 nt
Organism: Zeugodacus cucurbitae (melon fly)
Lineage: Eukaryota; Metazoa; Arthropoda; Insecta; Diptera; Tephritidae
Exons: 4
Coding region: 765-1304 (179 amino acids)
Source: RefSeq, a predicted model, not a curated record